AUGGUCUCGACACGCCACUCCCUCCCCAACGUCGCGCCGGUCAACCCCAGCGACGAUGACCCCACCGUGCCGAAAGAGCUGCGGCGCCUGCACAUCAACGGCAAGGACACGAUGAUCGGGACCAAGGUCAAGAAGCCCAAGAAGAAGGACGUCUACCACUGGCGCGGCGCCGUCUACGCAAUCACCGCCGACACGCCGCAGGAGUGGAUCGACCAGGAGCCCGAGAAGUUCAAGAGGAAGGAAAGCCAGCCGGCGGAGGAACCCGCGGCGAAGCAGACCCUCAAGCGCAAAAGCACGAGCGCGCUGGAAGGUGCGACUCACUCCCACACCCACCGCGACAACGGCGACGAGGAAACCACCCGAUCCGCCAAACGCGUCCGUCGCAACACCAUCAAUCACGUGUCACCCAUGUCCACGCGACAGCGCAAGCCGACCAACACCAACACCACACACACCACCACCACCACCACCAGACCGCGCCGCACCUCGACCAAGCCUCCCCCCGCCGAAGACCAUGACGCGACGCUGAAGUUCGACUUUAGCAUGUCCAACCACCAACGCAUCCUCACCAACAUCGAGGUCCAGAAAGACGCGGCCCGCGAGAGGGGUUAUACUGUUGAUAUGCUGUCGUUCGAGGAGAUGGAACAGGCGAGAGAGCAGCGGAAGGCGCAACCACCGACCCCAAGCACUAUCGGUGCCAAGCUGAUCCGCGAUAUCGCCAAGAUCGCGAAGCUCAAUGACGCUGUUGCCUCACUGUCACAAAAGUAUGAGAGAGCCAAAGAGCAGGGUAUCUUCAAGGCCAUCCUCGCUCGGAAGAAUGCACGUCUGGGACGUCGUGCUACAAGGAGACGAGUACAGUUGGAGGAUGAAGAUGAAGAUGGGGCGACGGAGGUGGAUCUGGAUGAGAGUGGACAGCCCAUUCGACAAAUCCCUACGAUUGAGGUUGAACCGGGUUCGGAUGAUGUGGUGGGAGAUGACUUGGCAGGAGACGACUUGCGUCUGGCGGAUGCCGUCGAUCAGGUGUACGAUGAGCGUGACACUCAGUCGCAGAUCGAGAGCCAGCUCAAUGACGAGCUGAACGAGGAUGAAGACGACGAUCCAUCAUCACUACCAACGAACCACCGAGACUCCCACGAGUCAGAAGAGUCUUCCGAAGACCACAGCUCCCCCAAGCGUCAGGACUCUGCAACCAACACCACAUCACCAGACUUGGCCCCAUCAUCGCACACGACACCAGUCGAGGAAGGAGAUGCAUCUCGUGGUGCCAAGAAGAUCUCACUGCCCGCCUAUCUCAGCAAACUACCCGGCAAGAACCGCGGAGGACAGGGUAUGCGUUGGACUGUGAAGAGUGCGGAAUUGAAAGGCAUCUCCAAAGAAGAGCGAUACGCAGGCAGUGGUCGUGCGGAGGGAUUGAUCCACAAGGGACGACUCAAUGGAGAGAGCAAGAAUGCUCGUCGGCGGAGAGUAACGCGGGAGAUGAAGUUCUUGGAGAGCUGGCCGAUUGAUGGCGAGGCGAGUGCUGGUGUGGAUUGA
Molecule: messenger RNA, 1533 nt
Organism: Zasmidium cellare ATCC 36951
Lineage: Eukaryota; Fungi; Ascomycota; Dothideomycetes; Mycosphaerellales; Mycosphaerellaceae
Exons: 1
Coding region: 1-1533 (510 amino acids)
Source: RefSeq, a predicted model, not a curated record